UGCAUUUGCCAUAAGUUGACAUUUGUUUUGUCCUUCAUUCACCUGUGAAUAAUGUCACGGUGAACUCGGAUAGUUUAUGUAUUAACUGAGUAAAUAAUGUUUCAUGAAUAGAAUUGUAACACAAACGUGUGACUGCACAAUACAAACGAAAGCUCGCACUAUAUGUAAACAGUUGAUAACAUAACCUCACUAGUAAUCAGCUGGGUAAACAGUGCGAGUGGUAAUUUUCCGAUAAAAUGAGGUUAACAUUACGUUUAUUUUCAUCUGUCGUCCAAAGAACACCUUUUUACAUUACUACGCCAAUAUUUUAUGUGAAUGCGGCUCCUCACUUGGGCCACCUGUACACAGCACUAGUCGCAGAUGCUAUACAGCGGUUUGAAAAGCUCACAAACCCUGACUGCAAGGUCAUAUUUAGCACAGGCACAGACGAGCAUGGCACCAAGAUUCAGCAAGCGGCGGCCAAAGCGAACCUCUCACCUCCUGACUACUGCUCCGCUGUAUCCAAUGAGUACAGACAGCUGUUCAAAGAGUUCAAUGUUGAGUACACCGACUUCAUACGGACCACUGAGGAUCGACACAAGAAGGCAGUCAGACAUUUCUGGAACAAGUUAGUUGAAGAGGACUACGUGUACAAGGCUCAGUACAGCGGCUGGUACAGCGUCAACGAUGAGGCCUUCGUGCCGGAGACACACGUUAAAGACGAACUCAGAGACGGAGAAACUGUAAAAGUGUCGAUAGAAUCAGGUCACAAAGUGGAGUGGACGGAGGAGACGAACUACAUGUUCAGGCUGAGCGCGUUCAAAACACAUUUGAAGAACUGGCUUAAACAGGACGGUGUGAUAACGCCGUCCAAGUUCCAGAAGCAGCUACAAGACAUGGUGACAGACGACGCGUACCUGCCCGACAUCUCGGUGAGCAGGCCCGCGGCCAGGGUGCACUGGGCUAUACCGGUUCCAAACGAUGAAGAGCAGAGUAUAUACGUGUGGCUGGAUGCUCUCGUCAACUACCUGUCGGUGGUGGGCUACCCGGAUGACGAGGCUAUGCAGCAGGCCGGCAGACCCUGGCCGGCAGACGUGCAGGUCGUGGGCAAGGAUAUACUCAAAUUCCACGGUAUCUACUGGCCGGCCUUCCUGAUGGCCAUCAAGUGGCACCCCCCGCGGCGGCUGGUCUGCCACUCGCACUGGACCGUCGACGGCAGCAAGAUGUCGAAGUCGCUGGGCAACGUGGUUUGCCCACGCUCCAGCAUCGUGGGCAACGAGGGGCUCAGGUAUCUGCUGUUGAGAGAGGCCACGAUGAGCAGUGAUGCUAACUACAGCGAGACGAAAUUAAUAAACGUCGCGAACUCGGAGCUGGCGGACACGUUAGGCAACCUGUCGUCGCGCUGCGCGGGCGCGGCGCUGAACCCGCGCGCGGAGUUCCCCGCGCUGCACGCGCGCGAGCUGGCCGCGCAAGCCGCGGGGUCGCGCGCCGCGCUGCUCAUGCGCCAUGUCGAGGCUCUGCCUGAGAUAUGCCACGCACACUACUCAAAUUAUCAAUUCUACAAAGCAGUAGACGCUGUCAUCAAAGUCCUACACAUUGCCAACUUAUUCUUCGAAACACAGAAACCCUGGGAGCUUCGAAAACUUCCAGAAAAACAGAAAGAACUAGACGUCAUCCUACACAUCACCAUGGAAACCUUAAGAAUAUGUGCCAUUAUCUUACAACCCAUCAUCCCAGAAAUGACUUGUAAACUACUAGAUAAACUACAAAUAAGUAGAGAUUGCCGCACCUGGCAACACUCGGAGACGCCAUCUUGGAGAAUAAAGGGCGCCAUUUACGAACCUAAGAAUAUACAGAGCGGGAAAUUUGUUCUGUUCCAAAGAAUUUAUGAAAAAAAGAAUACUCAAGCACGGCCUGUUAGGAAAGAACAGAAUGAUGUGGAAAAGAAGAAAAAACUGCAGAAGAAGAAAGUUACCGCGUAGAGUUUGUACGCUUAGAUAAUGCAAUCAAACGUGGUAAAUAGGAGUCAAGCAGAAUAGAUACAUAUUUAAUACAGGAAUCAUACACUUUAUGGUAUCACUUGUUCACAGUAUAUUACCUACCCAAAGGGUUAAAACGCAGCCCUUACACUGAAUGUCCGCUCUGUGUCCGUUUUAAAGUAUUUUGAGAUUAAACAGUUAUGAUAAUUCUUUAGUUUAAAACAAAAAUGUGUCCUUUCAAGCUUGCGAGUCCUAUUAACAGCAUUUGAUCGUACGGGUUUUAGAUUUGAAAUAGUUUGUAUAGAAAAUGACUUUUGCCAUUUUUUAUCUGUACUUCAUUGGUUUAGGUACUUAAAAAAGAUAAACGACACAAUAACUUACUUAAAUAAUGCACAACUAAACAAAGAGAAAACAAGAAUGAAGAUCACCAAGGUAAAUAUACCAUUAAAAUUUACAAUUUAUUUAUUCAUUGAAUAUGUGUUUGAUAAAACCAACAUUGUUUAUCCUUUUUUAAGUACCUAAACCCCUGUAGUAUAUUUUUCUCAUCACUUUAAUCAAUUUACGCAUAUUUAUUUAUAAUUAAGCAUUAAAUGAUUAAGCUAAUCACUAAAUCUAAUUUAAUGUGUUCAUAGUUCAUAGAUUCAUGAAGCACCGGUUUUUAGAAUGCUUUUCAAUAAAUCACUCAACAGGGCAGGGCCCCAACUUCGCUAUUUACAAUGGCCGAAAAAUGAAUGUUAAUUGGAUUAAAUUUGACACUAUUCUCCAUACAUUUUGUUCGUAAGAUAUUCAUUUUAUUGGCCGCGAGUGUUUCGCAGUGUACUGAAUUUCCAAUUUUUAAGUUGGAAAAGUGCUUAGGAGAAUACGGAUACUGUCUAAUUUAAUCAAAUUUUCAUUAAUUCGUCGUCUAUUAUAAAUAGCGGCAUUGGGACCUUAGUUGGUUUAUCAUAAACCAAACAACGCUACAUGGAUUUCACAGGGAAGUCUUUGUUUUUCAUUGAUAAGUAUUUAAAAUUCCGGUCGUUACAUAAAUAUUUAAGAACAGUACUGAGUAAAAUGGCGCCCAUACCUGUCUUAUUGUGUCUGCCUUUAUCAUUUGGAGCUUUGAUAGCCUAUAAAGGCAGUACGUAAGCGGGAAAGGCCACUAGUGUUACGACCUUUAGACUGCCAAGUAAAAGGUUCGAAUCCCGACACAUACCAAUUGCAUUUUGAAUUUAUGGGCGUAUUACAAAAUUAUUUUUCUUUUACUUGAAUCGGUGAAACAAAAAUAUCGUGAGAAAGCGCGGUCAUUUUUCUAAGAUUAGAUAACGUCAGAGAGAUCUACUAAGGGUUAAUAAAACUAACACCAGAACCCCUUUCCCAUCAUAUGAAAAUAAUUCUUGUUUAUUGUCAUGUGUGACUAUUAAACUUUUUACAAGGUUACCUAUCUUAGUAUUGUUCUUGCAUAAGGCUUUUUGUCUUUAGUGUUUCAAUUACUAUCUUGUAAAUAUUCAAUUAUGACUGUAUUUUGAAAAUUAUGCAUUUUAUAUGGGAUUUUAAUGUAAAUUGAAAAGACUGUCCAUUAUCUUCGAGUAGUCGCUUCCUAAUUUAUGAGAUUUGAAUCUUAUUUAGUAGUAAGUAGAGUUAGUUUUGCGGUGCAUUUUGUAAGAUUCUGAUCUAAUUAGAUUUCUCUUAAUUGUUAUUUGUGUUUAAUAAAUUGUUGAAUUUCA
Trichoplusia ni (cabbage looper) is the source of this 3664-nucleotide messenger RNA. RefSeq names its product methionine--tRNA ligase, mitochondrial (gene MetRS-m). Gene Ontology annotation, molecular function: methionine-tRNA ligase activity; ATP binding. Gene Ontology annotation, biological process: methionyl-tRNA aminoacylation. The record is from RefSeq and is a predicted model, not a curated record. NCBI's taxonomy places the organism in Eukaryota, Metazoa, Arthropoda, Insecta, Lepidoptera, Noctuidae. The transcript is spliced from 10 exons. The coding region runs from base 237 to 1961 and encodes 574 amino acids.